AUGACUUUAUCAAUGACUAUUAGCGAGAUAAAUGAUACUCAAAUAUGGGAUAAACAUGAGCCUGAUAUACACGCCAAAUUAGCCGGCGAAAAUAAAAAUCGUCACAAAUGUUUUUAUAACGAUCGUUAUCAGUAUUUAUUCAAUCAGUAUUACAUGAGAACAACAAGAGAUGAUGUGUGUUUAUUGCAUUAUAUUGAUAAUUAUACAGCAAGUGAUAUGAGUAUGAAUGAUACCGAAAAUGGAUUAAUUUUUCAUUCAUAUCCAGGAAAUGGUUUUUAUCCGAUUGAUUUUUCAUAUAUUUUCCUGGAAAAUAAUACUUGUGCUUAUGUGGAAGUGAAAAUUAAUCAAGCUUCAAUUCGAAAUUCGGUUAAUUGCUUCAAGGAACAUUUUAGUACGAAUUAUAUGCCAGUGAAAAUAUUUGUAUGUAGCUGUACUCUUGAAGAGAAUGGCAAUCAUUGUGAUAAAAAAUUGGAGAGUGAAAUUGCAGAUCGAGCAAAGCAAUUUCCGAUCGAAUCAUUAACAAAAUGCGCUGAAUUUAAAUUACCGGAAGCGGAGAUGAACGAAAGUGAUUUGAUAUAUGUACGACAUACUUCAUAUUGCUUUACGGCAGCGUCUACAAUAUCAGAUAAAAUAUCAGGUAUACGAUUAAGGGUGAAAGCAAGUGCGGUAACACGAUUGUUAGCAGUACGAAGUGGGAAGCAUUUUGAUCAUAUUGCAUUUUCAAUGUAUAACUUGUAA
Acanthocheilonema viteae is the source of this 738-nucleotide messenger RNA. NCBI's taxonomy places the organism in Eukaryota, Metazoa, Nematoda, Chromadorea, Rhabditida, Onchocercidae. The record is from the annotation of a GenBank genome assembly.